Molecule: messenger RNA, 675 nt
Organism: Micropterus dolomieu (smallmouth bass)
Lineage: Eukaryota; Metazoa; Chordata; Actinopteri; Centrarchiformes; Centrarchidae
Product: YTH domain-containing family protein 1-like
Exons: 2
Source: RefSeq, a predicted model, not a curated record
UUUGUUGCAGUGCAAAAUGGUUCACUGCAUCAGAAGGACACUGUCCAUGACAAUGACUUUGAGCCAUACCUCACCGGUCAAUCAACUCAGAACAACAGCUACCAAUCCAUCACCGACCCCUACCUGUCCAGCUACUACGCCCCCUCCAUUGGAUUUCCGUACCCCCUCAGUGAAGCUCCUUGGUCCACAGGUGGAGACCCCCCUAUUCCAUACCUGACCCCCUAUGGACCCUUGAGUAAUGGAGACCAUCACUUCAUGCCGGACACAGUGUUUGGCCAGCCGGGGGGCCUGGGAAGCAGCAUCUAUCCCCACAGGUUUAACUUUUUCCCCGAAAACCCUGCCUUCUCUGCUUGGGGCACAAGUGGCUCCCAGGGCCAGCAGACUCAAAAUUCGGCCUACGGUGGCAGCUACAGCUAUCCUCCCAGCUCCCUGGGGGGCACCCUGGUGCCUGAUGGUCAGACGGGCUUUCACAGUGACACCCUCAACAAAGCCCCUGGUAUGAACAGCCUGGAGCAGGGUAUGGUUGGCUUGAAGAUCGGAGGGGAUGUCACUGGCCAGGGGUCAGGAGUCAAAGCUGUGGGAUCUGUGAUUGGUGGACCUGCAGUGGCAGCCACAGGGAACGGAGCCACACCUAUUGGAAUGCCCCCAUCCAAACCCACCUCCUGGGCUGCCAUU